Molecule: messenger RNA, 1199 nt
Organism: Amborella trichopoda
Lineage: Eukaryota; Viridiplantae; Streptophyta; Magnoliopsida; Amborellales; Amborellaceae
Product: PLATZ transcription factor family protein
Source: RefSeq, a predicted model, not a curated record
CAUCCCCACUUUCUACAAGAGGGAUAACCCAUCCUUGUAACAGAGCAAAAACCAAAGAAAACGAGGAGAGAGAAACUCCACUUAAAAAUCGAAGCUCAGUUCCAAGCUAUUUUCUCUCUCUAAAAUCUCCCCAUAUUUCUCAGUGCUCCAAAAAUGGCGAUUGAGCAGGAACUCAGCCUCAAAGAGAUCAGGCCCAAAAAUAGGAGAAUCAUGGGAGGACGAUCACCUGAUGAAGAGAACAUAUGGCCGCCAUGGCUGAAGCCUCUUCUCGAGACGAGCUUCUUCGUUCAAUGCAAGUUCCAUACCGACUCUCACAAGAGCGAAUGCAACAUGUACUGCCUUGACUGUAGCAAUGGUGCUCUCUGCUCCUUCUGUCUUCAACACCACAAAGACCAUCAUGUCAUACAGAUAAGGAGGUCGUCAUACCACGACGUGAUUAGGGUUUCAGAGAUACAGAAGGUACUCGACAUUAGUGGGGUGCAGACUUAUAUCAUUAACAGUGCCCGCGUCGUCUUCCUCAACGAGCGGCCGCAGCCCAGGCCCGGCAAGGGCGUCACCAACACCUGCAUCAUCUGCCACCGCUCCCUUCUCGACUCCUUUACCUACUGCUCCCUCGGCUGCAAGAUAGCAGGAACUUCCAGAAAACAUGGCCGUGUCAAUAUGGCGAAGGAGGCCACCGUGUCGGACACGGAGGAGUCUUAUACGAAUGUGCAGAUGAGCUUCUCGCCGCCCACUCCUCCGCCCACCGUGUUCAGCUACCGCUCCGUGAAGAGGAGGAAGGGCAUCCCCCACAGAGCCCCCCUCGGUGGAAUUUGCCUCGAUUAUUAGACCAUAUUACGGACAUACCCUCGUAGUAAUAAUGCCCCUGUGAAAAACCCUUUUGUCUUUUUUUUAGGGAAACUGCACUCGAGCUUCAAUAAAAAGAGGCCGGUGUAAGCCCUGCACCACCACCACCUCCACCUCCGCAGAGGCCGGUGUAAGCCCUGCACCACCUCCACCUCCACCUCCACCUCCCUGUAAAUAUUUACAUAAACGGACACCAUAGUCAUAGGAGGAAGAAAUAGGAGAUGAUUCCUCUUCCCGUAAAUACGAGUUUUGUCAGCAUUGUAUAUGUGAAAUCAGUAGAGAGAAUACGCGAGUUUGUAUUGGUUAAGAAAGUGUCUAUAUUUGGUAUGAAAUAAAGCCUUGCCUUUGUAAUC